AAAGUUGCAUAGUUUGAACCCCUCUUUGCCUCCUUUCCUUCUUUCGGCCGCGCGCGUACACAUUCUCUCCGCCUUCCAACCAUAAUCGUUUUCCUUGCUUCUCUCUCUAUAUAUAUUCAUCUAUAUAUACGCACAUACUCACACGUGUGAGUGAGCGUAUAAGCACUCCUAUCUCAUUCGUUUUUUCUUUCCAUUCACUUCACAACGCCGUUUCACUCUUCCGCCGCCGUGGCAGUGGCGCGAGCUCGUGCAACUUUCCCUUUUCUCAAGGUUUUCCAGGGUUAAUUUUGCUAUCAUGGAGCUUGAUGCUCAUGUUACCCCCGAUAAUAAUGAUGUGAUACCUUAUUCAGGAACGCAACCCAAUAAGCGGAUGAGAAAAAAGUCUAUGGUGUGGGAAUACUUCACAGUAGAAGCUGUUGGAGCUGGAUGUACCAGGGCUUACUGUAACCAGUGCAAAAAGUCAUUUUCUUAUAUAACUGAUUCAAAACUAGCUGGUACAAGCCAUCUGAAACGACACAUUUCGAUGGGAAUCUGUCAAGUACUUCGGGAGAAAAACCAACAAAUCUCAUAUCCCAAAACAGAUGGUUCUCAAUAUAAUGCCAAUCCUCCCAAGAAACGGCCAAGAGAGAAUUCUAGGUUUACUAAUGGUAUCUCAUUUGAUCAGGAGCGUUGCAACCAUGAUGUUGCCAAAAUGAUAAUUUUACAUGAUUAUCCUCUUCAUAUUGUGAAGCAACAGGGUUUCAUUGAUUUUUUGCGGAUUCUUCAACCCCAGUUCAAUCCAUCAUGUCUAAAUUCUAUUGAAAGGGAUUGUAUUGCUAUUUACCUCAGGAAAAAGCAAAAUAUGUUGAAUGUCAUUAAUGUGAUUCCUGGACAAGUCAACCUGACAUUGGAAUUGUGGACUUCCAACCAGGCAAUGGGCUAUGUUUUUGUUCGAGGACACUUCAUUGAUAGUGAUUGGAACUUGCAUCGUCCUAUUCUCAAUGUCGUUACAGUACCAUUUCCUGGUUCUGAAGAUUCUUUAAAUCAAACUUUAGUGACAUGCUUAUCCGAUUGGCAUUUGGAGGGUCGGCUGUUUACUCUUGCUCUUGAUAAAUCCUUUUCCAGUGAGAAUGUGAUAGAAAAUCUGAGAGGCCUGCUCUCUGUUAAGAACCCUGCCACACUCAAUGGUCAGUUGUUAAACCAGAAUUGCUAUGCUCGUGUGCUUAGUCGCCUUGCAGCUGAUGCACUAUGGGCAAUGAGAGAAACUAUUAGCAAGGUUCGCGAUAGUGUGAAGCAUGUGAAGUCUUCAGAAACCCAUAAAGAGAAGUUUAUUGACUUGAAGCAACAUUUACAAGUACCUAGUAUGGUGAAUCUUUCAAUUGAUGACCCGUGUAAAUGGGACACAACUUAUCAUAUGCUUGUAGCUGCCUGUGAAUUAAAGGAAAUCUUCAUCUGCCUUGAUACCACUGAUUCUGAUUACAGAAUGACUCUAACAAUGGAUGACUGGAAGCAGGUUGAAACUCUCUGCACAUAUUUGAAGUAUUUGUAUGAUGCAGCCAAAAUUCUGACACAGCAACCGUACCCAACUUCAAAUUUAUUUUUUGCUGAAGUGUCAAAAAUUCAGGUGCAGCUGACACAAGCAGUCUUCAUCCAGGAUCCUUUCAUAAGAAGUUUAAUUUUUCCUUUGCACGAGAACUUUGACCAAUAUUGGAGAGAAAGCUGCAUCAUCUUGGCAAUUGCUGUAACUAUGGACCCAAGGCAUAAAAUGAAACUUGUGGAAUUUACCUUUGCCAAGACAUUUGGUGAGAAUGCUGGGGCCUGGAUAAAGAUAGUUGAGGAUGGUCUUCGUGAUCUAUUCAUUGAAUAUAGCACCCAAAUGUUUCUUAAAGCAACAAAUGAUGAUGAUGGGGAUGACAUUAUGAUAAAAGAAACAUGUCAAGAAGAUUCUAUUGACUGCUCUCUUUUUGUUGAUGGUGAUGGUCUUUCGGAUUAUGAAUUUUAUAUAUCUGAUUUUACUGGUAACCCUCAAUUUAAAUCAGAAUUGGAAGAGUAUCUGGAAGAGCCUCUGCUGACCAGUGUAGAGGAAUUUGAUAUUCUGAACUGGUGGAGUGUAAAUGGAUUGAAAUACCCGACAUUGUCUAGAAUAGCAUCUGAUAUUUUGUCUUUACCAGUUUCCACAUUGUCUGCAGAUUCUGUUUUUGACACCCAGAUUAGAAAAAUGGAUAGCUACCGUAGUUCUUUAAGCUCUCUCACUCUUGAAGCCCUUAUUUGUGCCAAGGACUGGUUCCAGUCAGAAUGACUAUAGAUAUUUCAGUUGUACAUGGGAAAAUGGAAUUUCAGGUAUACAUUUUUUAUGAAGUGGCAUAUUACAGAGUAGAUUUUAAUUCGUGUUAUUGUCAGGAUUUUCAUUACAUGUUUAUAGUAUAAAGGUUAAUUCUAUUCAAAUUUAAUCUUCUUGCCCAAAAUAAACCUUUUGUAACAAGAAAUGAUUUUAUUCAUACUUUCAUUGUUUCAAUGAAAAACAUGAAAGAUUCAUAGUUUCAAGAUUUGAAUGAAGGACGUGGAAGGAUUGCUUUUCUA
Messenger RNA from Vigna umbellata (rice bean), 2559 nucleotides. The record is from RefSeq and is a predicted model, not a curated record. Lineage: Eukaryota; Viridiplantae; Streptophyta; Magnoliopsida; Fabales; Fabaceae.